Messenger RNA from Papilio polytes (common Mormon), 1300 nucleotides. RefSeq names its product zinc finger protein 525-like. Gene Ontology annotation, cellular component: nucleus. NCBI's taxonomy places the organism in Eukaryota, Metazoa, Arthropoda, Insecta, Lepidoptera, Papilionidae. The transcript has a single exon. The record is from RefSeq and is a predicted model, not a curated record. Bases 244 to 1242 code for a protein of 332 amino acids.
AUAUGAAAAAAAACCAACGCGCUUCGCUUCUCUUUUGGAAUUUAUGUUACUGUAACAAGGCUCGCUUUUGUGUUUCACUUCGGAAAAGUUAAAAUUUUUCGGUACAAUCAUGUCAACAAUGCGCUAAUAACGUUUCUAUUGCAAUAAUACAGCGAUUAUGAGGUAUUUUCUGUUGGACUAUAUUCGUUUUAGGGAUCAAUAUCGCUCUCGCCUUGUUAUGUGUCCCUAGCGUCACUUCUGCAAAUGGAGACGAAGUCUGGCGUCGGCAUACAGGAUCAUUGGAUGAAGAGUGUUAUGGAGCCGGCCAGCGGUGACAAACAGAUGCAAAACGACAAUAGAUGUGUUAAGCGGGAAAAAAUGGCAGAGCAGUACAACGGCAGUGAUAAUAAUGUGACUUAUGAGCUGAAACAACAACAACAAAGCGACACAAGGUACAGGUGCGACGUGUGCGACCUCACCUUCGACGGCAUGGAGUACUUGAUACUGCACAAAAAGUUUCACGGCAACGACAAAGACACCCAGCCGAUGGAACCUGAGGCACCUCCUGCCAAGGAGGGCCCUAAGAAAAGACGGAAAUUUAAAUGCGAUCUUUGCGAUGUGAAAGUGAACUCGCAGUACCAUCUGGACAUUCACCGCAGCAAGCAUGAUGGCAUUGAGUCCAAGAAGUACAUGUGCGAAGUUUGCGACCGCAGCUUCGUUGCGGCCCAGUUCCUCAAGAGCCACAUGCAGACACACUCCUCGACCAGCACCAUCAACUGCGAGAUCUGCAACAAAAGCUUCACUGGCCAGGCGUACCUCAAGCUUCACAUGCAGCUUCACAAUGAUGUCAAGAAAUUCAAAUGUUCCAAGUGUGAUCAAAUGUUGCCAACUAAGAACUGUCUAAAGAUACACAUGAAGAAACAUACUAAAGUGAAAAAUUUCAAAUGUGACUUCUGUCAAAAGUUGUUUGUUUCCAAAAUAACAAUGGAGAAGCACAGACAGAGCCAUGAGGGUCAGCCACUGGACUGCCUGGUGAAGUGCAGCCACUGCGACAGGAGCAUGCAUUCGUCGCUGCUGCGCACGCACCUGACGCGCGCGCACCCGCCCGCCGCAGACGACGACGUGAAGCGGCCGCACAAGUGCACCACCUGCGGCAAGAGCUUCAUUGUUAAGAUAAACCUGAAUCUCCAUAUCCGAUUGUGCCACCCCGACCUCGCGGAGCCCGAGGAUGAAGAUGACGAUGUCAUGACGGACAAUUCUUAGUUUUAAGUAUACCAUAAUGUAUUAUCACAAGAUAAUUAUACUUUUUUAUGCUAUCAAA